This is a messenger RNA of Effrenium voratum, 1014 nucleotides long. NCBI's taxonomy places the organism in Eukaryota, Dinophyceae, Suessiales, Symbiodiniaceae. The record is from the annotation of a GenBank genome assembly.
AUGACACCGGCUGAGCUGUGUCGCAAGCACGGCAUCAGUGACGCGACGUUCUACACGUGGCGCAAGAAGUAUGGUGGCAUGGACGUAUCGGACGCCAAGCGGCUGAAGGCGCUUGAAGAAGAGAACGCGAAGCUGAAGAGGCUUCUGGCGGAGCAGAUGAUGGAUGUAUCGACGCUUCGUGAGAGAAAAGCCGUGAGUUGGGCAAUCGAGAUGAAGGACUAUUCGCAGCGGCGGGCCUGUGCCCUGGUCGGCAUUGCGCCGCGCGUCUUCCGUUACCAGUCGAGCAGGCCGGACGAUGCCGGUCUGCGACAGCGCUUGCGGGACCUGUCAUCGGAACGGCGACGGUUCGGCUAUCGCCGCCUGCACCUGCUGUUGAAGCGCGAAGGCGUGGCGGUGAACUGGAAGAAGCUCUACCGGAUUUACAGGGAAGAGCGUCUGACGGUUCGAAAACGCGGCGGCCGCAAACGAGCCUUGGGUACGCGAGCGCCAAUGGCCAUUCCACAGGAUCCAAACCAGAGAUGGUCACUCGACUUCAUGUCGGACACGCUGGUCGAUGGACGCCGCUUCCGCAUCCUGUGUGUCAUCGACGACUUCAGCCGGGAAUGCCUGGCGACCGUCGUGGACAACUCGAUCUCGGGCGAACGUGCCGCUCGCGAACUGGAUGCGAUCGCCGAAAGGCGCGGCUAUCCCUGCAUGGUUGUCAGCGACAACGGCACGGAGCUGACCGCAAAUGCCAUGCUCGCCUGGCAGCAGAACCGCAGCGUCGAAUGGCAUUACAUUGCGCCCGGAAAACCGAUGCAGAACGGCCUCGUGGAAAGCUUCAACGGCAGGCUGAGGGACGAGUGCUUGAACGAGCAUCUGUUCCGCAGCUACCGCCAUGCCCGGCAGAUCAUCGAAAAAUGGAGGAUCGACUACAAUCUCAACCGGCCACACACGAGCCUCGACGGGCUCACACCGAACGAGUUUGCAACCCGGUCCGCAAUGGACCACAACGUGAACAGGGCUAACCUAUGA